Molecule: messenger RNA, 2863 nt
Organism: Seriola aureovittata
Lineage: Eukaryota; Metazoa; Chordata; Actinopteri; Carangiformes; Carangidae
Gene: ube2j2
Product: ubiquitin-conjugating enzyme E2, J2 (UBC6 homolog, yeast)
Exons: 7
Coding region: 160-945 (261 amino acids)
Source: RefSeq, a predicted model, not a curated record
UGAAGAAGAAAACCGGAAGCGUCACUUCUCCUGCUGCUGGUGAGAGCCAAAGCUACGUCGGUGUCAUCGUCUUAUCGGUUUGGGGGUUUGACUACAGAAACAACACCCUUAUUUCGUGUCCAGCCACGAAUACCCAUUUUCACUGGGGUCUCUGGAGAGAUGAACAACAACGGGAAUAAGAGAGCUCCAACCACAGCCACUCAGCGACUUAAGCAGGAUUACCUCAGGAUAAAGAAAGACCCUGUGCCUUACAUCUGUGCAGAACCUCUCCCCUCCAACAUCCUAGAAUGGCACUAUGUAGUCAGAGGUCCUGAGAAAACUCCAUAUGAAGGAGGAUAUUAUCACGGAAAACUCAUAUUUCCACGGGAAUUUCCCUUUAAACCACCAAGUAUCUAUAUGAUAACACCAAAUGGGAGAUUUAAGUGUAAUACAAGGUUAUGUUUGUCCAUCACAGAUUUCCAUCCAGACACAUGGAACCCCGCAUGGUCCGUCUCCACCAUCCUCACGGGUCUGCUCAGCUUCAUGGUCGAGAAGGGCCCCACCCUCGGGAGCAUCGAGACCUCUGAUUACACGAAAAGACAGCUGUCAGCCCAAAGUCUGGCCUUCAACCUCAAGGACAAAGUGUUCUGCGAGCUGUUUCCUGAUGUAGUGGAUGAGAUGAAGCAGAAACAGAAGGCCCAGGAGGAGUUAAGUGCCCGCACUCAGCCCCUCCCCUUACCUGAUGUGGUGCCCGACGGUGACCCUCAACAUGCCCACUAUGGCCUCCCCGCCCUCAAUGGAGGUCCCGUCCCGCUCGGGGCUGCCAACCCCGCCCCUGGCCUGCAGCAGGCCAAUCGCAACCAUGGACUUCUAGGUGGCGCUCUAGCCAACCUAUUUGUGAUUGUAGGCUUUGCGGCGUUUGCCUACACAGUCAAGUACGUGCUGAGGAGCAUAGCUCAGGAGUGAGAGGAGCCGGCGUUGUACGCCGACGCUCACCCCUGCAGGCGAGCCAGCUAAUGGACUCCACAUUCUAUAAACACACUAAGUGGGGGAGGGAUGUUAAGUCCUGGGUUAAAACCCUCCACGACCACCACCACCACAACCACCACCACCAUGGACUUUGGAAGAUGGAAACUCAAAGCCGACCCACACAGGAAGGAUUGAGAGGAGGGGGGGGGGGGGGGGGUGAGGAGGAGGAGGUGGGGGAGUGGACGGGAGUGGCAGUAGGGCCGGGGGAUUGGAGGGGCUUAAUAAAACGGUUGCGAUCCACUCUGUGCUUCAGAGGUUUAUGUCAGCAGUAGGAACAAACUUGGCUCAUGGGUUGUGGAAAUAUAGAACUGAGGACAAGCAAACAGGUCGCAGUUUAUCGCACCGUGCUGGAGGGCUGGUCACAAUAACAGAAAUGGGCUUUACGGAGGUGGAUUAAAAUACACAAUCACAAACUUUACUGAUUAAAGCUUGCUUCUUUAACAGUUAAGUAAAUAAUUCUUGAAGUAGAUCUCCCCCUGCCCAUCUCUUCCCCUGCAGUCUUUGCUGGUCCUUCAUCAGAUCUUACAGACUGGUCAGGGAGCGUCUUAAUGCUGUGCAGUGCUGCAUGUAUUCAAAUUUAAGAGAACAGGAGAACAGGUCUUUAAAGUCUUGGUGCUGGAGUUUUACACAUUUCCACGAAACAGCCUUGAGGAAAUGGCUUUCAUUAAAGUGUAGAGGAGUUAUGAACCAGUUUCUCACCUUUUAAUAUGACGUUGUCACAGGUGACAUAGUUAUUGUGCAAUAAGUAUGUUGUAGUAUAUCUGGAUCUAAGAGGAAAUGUAAGAGGAAGUUGUUUUGUUUUCCUUGGAAUGUGUUGCUCUCCAGAAAAUAAAAUUCACUACCACAUAAUUGAAAGAUCACUUCACCAAUUGUAAAAAUGAUUCAAAGAAUCGAAUGUGUCUGCAUUCUUAACACAAAUUGAACAUCACUGGAAAGACCUCGCAGUCCAUGUUGACCUGAUUUAUGAUUAUAUUGAUUAUGAUAUCAAUAUGCUCAUUAGCAAUCAGUGGCAAAUUGAAGACGGCAUACAACAGUAUCAGUAUACAGGAAUGUGAUACAAAUUGUCAGUCAACGGGGGUGUUGACAAUUGUCUCUUAAGUAGAUAAAACAGCAUAAGAACACAAACUUGGCCUGUCAGACUGUGAAAGAGCGACAGAUACAGGGUCAGAGUCCGAUGUGAGUCCAGAUGUUCUCUCCAGUCAACCCAUGAGCCGAGCAGUGAACCCAGUGCACAGGAAGUUAACUAGAGACCAGUACCUUUUUUAAAAUUGGCUUAGCUGACCAGUAUAGCACCACCCUAUAUAGGUCCAAAUGAUGAGACACAUGGAAGAGAACCAACAUUUUGUUUCUGUAUAUUAUUUUCUUUUUUUUUCUUUUUUAAAAAAAAAAAAAAACUUUUUCUUUGUGUUUUUGUUCUCUUUAUUUAUAGAGAUGCCUCGGCUUGUCUGUCAUGGAAACGUCUAGUGUUUGCUGGGCAGAGUGUUUCAGACAAACACACAGACAGGCCAUGGCCCAGGCUCACAUAAUUGCUGAUAAUUUACUGUUGUGCAUUGCAUUUAGUAAAGAUGGUUCUACUGUGUAUCUAAUGUUUUAACAGAAAUAUGAUCUGAAAGCAGAAGAUUCGCCUUUCUAUUGCUCUUCUUUUACUUGGCACCAUCUUUGAAAAAAAAAAAAAAAGACGAACUGAUGAUGAUGAUGAUGAUGAUGAUGAUGAGGAUGAUGGGAGUGCGUUUGUGUGAUUAUACAGCAAAUGCCCAAAAUUUCCAUGCUUCAGUUAAUCUUGUGUGACAUUGUAUGUUUUCAUAGUAAAUGCAAAUAAAUUACCCUGCUUGGCAGGGCGUUUUAGAAAACCCUC